Messenger RNA from Lactuca saligna, 324 nucleotides. NCBI's taxonomy places the organism in Eukaryota, Viridiplantae, Streptophyta, Magnoliopsida, Asterales, Asteraceae. The record is from the annotation of a GenBank genome assembly.
AUGUUAGGCGGACUGCAACUGAUCACGUUUAUGUCCAAAAUCCAUGAAAUCCAAUCACACCCUCCCGUUUCUCCUCCUCCGUCUUCUUCGCUGUUAGAGCCUCCAUUCUUUCCGACAACGGUCUUUAUCAUCUACACAGGGUUUGUUUCUAGUUCGAUCGCUCAACAACCCUUUGUGAAAUCGAUUUUCCAUAACCUUACUGCUAUUGCAGAAGGUCUUGCCCAAAGAAUUGCAAAUGGGGAUGUUCCAGAAACAAUUGAGGGGAAGAAGUAUCGUGGAGAGUUUGAGGAAAGAUUGAAGAAGCUCAUGGAAGAAAUCAAAUAA